AUGUCCAGUGGCAAAGAGGCAGGUGGAAUUCACCCUUACCAGCAACAGCAACAUGCCCAGUACGUUGGACCAUACAGGCUGGAGAAGACCCUUGGCAAAGGACAGACAGGUUUGGUUAAACUAGGAGUUCACUGCAUAACAGGGCAAAAAGUGGCAAUAAAGAUUGUAAAUCGAGAAAAACUCUCAGAAUCUGUCUUAAUGAAGGUGGAAAGAGAGAUCGCUAUCCUCAAGCUGAUUGAACAUCCCCACGUUCUCAAGCUGCACGAUGUCUAUGAAAAUAAGAAAUAUUUAUACUUGGUGCUUGAACAUGUAUCCGGUGGAGAACUUUUUGACUAUUUAGUUAAAAAGGGCAGAUUAACUCCAAAGGAGGCUCGUAAAUUCUUCCGACAAAUCAUAUCAGCUCUUGAUUUCUGUCACAGCUAUUCCAUAUGCCACAGAGACUUGAAACCUGAAAAUUUAUUGUUAGAUGAAAAAAAUAACAUCCGGAUAGCAGAUUUCGGAAUGGCGUCACUGCAGGUCGGCGACAGUUUACUUGAGACCAGCUGUGGGUCUCCUCACUAUGCAUGUCCAGAGGUGAUCAAGGGAGAAAAGUAUGAUGGGCGCCGAGCAGAUGUAUGGAGCUGUGGAGUCAUUUUAUUUGCGCUUCUAGUGGGUGCGUUGCCGUUUGAUGAUGAUAACUUGCGCCAAUUACUAGAAAAAGUAAAGCGUGGGGUAUUUCAUAUGCCACAUUUCAUCCCGCCAGACUGUCAGAAUCUGCUGCGGGGUAUGAUAGAGGUGGAGCCAGAAAAGCGCCUCAGUUUAGACCAGAUACAGAAGCAUUCAUGGUACUUGGGAGGUAAAAAUGAGCCCGAACCGGAGCAACCCACGCCACGAAAAGUGUCUAUCAGAAGAAUUCACUCAGUUAGCGAGUUUGACCCUGAUGUGUUAGACAGCAUGCAUUCCUUAGGCUGCUUCAGAGACAAAACCAAACUAAAGCAGGAACUACAGAACGAUGAUGAAAACCAAGAGAAAAUGAUUUAUUACCUUCUUCUUGAUCGCAAGGAGAGAUAUCCUAGCUGUGAAGAUGAAGACCUUCCUCCUAGAAAUGAUAUAGACCCUCCGCGUAAACGGGUUGAUUCUCCAAUGUUGAACCGCCAUGGAAAACGCCGCCCUGAAAGAAAGUCUAUGGAAGUCUUGAGUGUGACUGACGGGGGAUCCCCUGUUCCUGCUCGACGAGCGAUUGAAAUGGCACAGCACAGCCAAAGGUCCAGAUCUGUCAGUGGUGCAUCAACUGGGUUAUCUUCUAGUCCUCUCAGCAGCCCAAGAAGUCCCGUUUUCACAUUCUCCCCCACACCGCUGGAAUCCGCUGAUGGGGAGGAUCCCCGUGCCAUCUGGCAGUCCAAAGCUGCUCACCGUCAGCCUGACCCGAAGACCCAGACACUGCCUGCUAAACCCAGCCUGGGAGAGAAGCCCCUUCACACCAUAAAAUCUAACCCCUUACCCAUUACCAUGACUGUUUCCUCCCCACCGCAUGACUCCUCAUCUUCACCUCAUCGAUCCCCCCUCUCCCCUCCUUUUUUCCCCUCCUCACUGCCCGCUCGUUUUUUCCCUGGUACUAAAUCCUCCACCAAAUCUAUCCCUUUGCCGCAGGUGACCCCUCACCCUUCUCCCCGAGGUAGUCCCCUCCCUACCCCGCUGGGCACCCCAGUGCAUACGCCCAAGGACAGCCCGACUGGGACACCCAGUGGUACCCCUCCCUCGAGUCCUGGUGUUGGUGGGGUGGCUUGGAAGACACGACUCAAUUCCAUUAAGAAUAGUUUCCUUGGUUCUCCUCGUUUUCAUCGUCGGAAAUUGCAAGUACCAACACCUGAGGAAAUGUCAAGUCUUACGCCUGAGUCCUCACCAGAGCUUGCAAAAAAGUCUUGGUUUGGAAAUUUCAUCAACCUAGAUAAAGAAGAACAGAUCUUCGUGGUCAUUAAAGACAAACCUCUUAGCUCUAUAAAAGCUGACAUUGUACACGCUUUCCUAUCAAUCCCAAGUUUAAGUCACAGUGUGAUUUCUCAAACCAGCUUCCGAGCAGAGUACAAGUCAUCAGGAGGACCAUCUGUGUUUCAGAAACCUGUCAAGUUUCAGGUGGACAUAAGCUACUCAGAGGGAGCAGAAGCACAGAAAGAAAAUGGGAUUUACUCAGUGACUUUCACUUUAAUAACAGGUCCAAGCCGCAGAUUUAAAAGAGUGGUAGAAACUAUUCAGGCACAGCUGUUGAGCACACAUGACCAGCCUUCAGUUCAAGCCUUGGCAGGAGCAAAUAUUACAACAAGAACCCAGAUGGAGUGUUCCUUGGAUCAUCUUAUCUUCUUGCCACCAGAUGAAAAGAACGGACAGCAAAGCCGGCCGCCAGGUACUCCAACCAGAAGUUGCCAGAACUCACGCCGCUCAGAGCCUGACAUGGCAGAACAUCACAGGAGAGGCUCCUCCAAGGACAAGAAACUUUUGGCUUCCAAUGGAACACAAACGCAACCAUGA
Molecule: messenger RNA, 2505 nt
Organism: Bombina bombina (fire-bellied toad)
Lineage: Eukaryota; Metazoa; Chordata; Amphibia; Anura; Bombinatoridae
Product: serine/threonine-protein kinase BRSK2-like
Exons: 19
Coding region: 1-2505 (834 amino acids)
Biological process (GO): microtubule cytoskeleton organization; intracellular signal transduction; protein phosphorylation
Cellular component (GO): cytoplasm
Molecular function (GO): ATP binding; protein serine/threonine kinase activity; tau-protein kinase activity
Source: RefSeq, a predicted model, not a curated record